This is a messenger RNA of Anopheles coustani, 1791 nucleotides long. RefSeq names its product sodium-coupled monocarboxylate transporter 2-like. The coding region runs from base 1 to 1791 and encodes 596 amino acids. NCBI's taxonomy places the organism in Eukaryota, Metazoa, Arthropoda, Insecta, Diptera, Culicidae. Gene Ontology annotation, cellular component: membrane. The record is from RefSeq and is a predicted model, not a curated record. Gene Ontology annotation, biological process: sodium ion transport; transmembrane transport. The transcript has 5 exons. Gene Ontology annotation, molecular function: symporter activity.
AUGACGUCGGUAAAGUUAACCGUAGCGGAAGUCAGCGAGUCCAUGCAGCGCUUUGGACUGGUCGAUUAUGUGGUGUUUGUGGCUAGCUUGCUGAUAUGCGUUGUGAUUGGGGUAUAUUUCGGAUGGAAGGAUUGGAGGGUACAGCAGCAACGAAAACAUAAUGUACGCCGCGGCUCGGAAGCACUGAAUUAUCUUGUCGGAGGCCGAAAGAUGAAAAUUUUUCCCGUGGCGAUGUCUCUGAUCGCUAGUUUUAUAUCGGGGAUCGCGGUGAUGGGCUCAUCCACGGAGACGUACCUGCAUGGAACACAGUUUUGUUAUAUCUUCACCGGGAUCUUGUUGAUGGCCGUUAGCAUGAAUUAUAUUUUUCUGCCAGUUUACCAGGGAUUGGAUAUCACUUCCGCAUACGCGUAUCUUCAAAUGCGCUUUGAUCGACGAAUAAGGUUGCUUGGAUCGGGAUUGUUUGUUUUAGCUACGCUUCUACAUCUACCAAUAGUUAUCUACGUACCAGCUUUGGCGUUCAACCAAGUGUCGGGUAUUAAUGUACACGUCGUAUCAACGAGCGUAUGCUUGGUUUGCAUAUUUUACACGCUAGUGGGUGGCAUAAAAGCGGUAGUGUGGACGGAUGUCAUUCAAAUGUUCAUCAUGAUUGGGGCAUUGAUCUUGAUCGUCAUCAAGGGGACUGCAGACAUCGGUGGACUGUCGGUGCUGAUCGAGAGGAACAUGGCGAGUGGAAGAAUAGAACCUCCGAAUUUCAGUUUCGAUCCCACCGAAAGGCACACCAUCUGGGCAAUCUUUAUCGGAGGUGGCAGUUUUUGGAUGGGCAAAAAUGCCAUCCAUCAGAUGAUGAUCCAACGCUAUCUGGCGCUGCCCUCUUUCCGGGACGCACAGAAGGCUCUGGUUUGUUUCACCGUUGGAAUCAUUCUUCUGUUAAUGACGUGCUUCUACAACGGUCUACUUAUUUACGCUACCUUCCACGACUGUGAUCCUUUAACGACGGGUUUGGCCAAGGCAAAAGAUCAACUGCUGCCCGUGCUGCUGAUGAAGGUACUCGCGGACAUUCCCGGGCUAGCGGGUUUAUUUAUCUCCGGCAUAUUUAGUGCGUCCCUUAGCUCGCUAUCCACAGGCCUGAAUUCGCUUUCGGCGAUCGUGUUGGAGGACUUUGUGAAACCCUUCACCCGUCGGCCGCUCAGUGAAAGAGCAACGCGUUACAUCAUGCGUAGCACCGUGUUUGUCUUUGGUAUUGUUGCCGUCGUUCUAGUGCUGGUGGUGGAACAGCUGGGAACGGUGUUACAACUCGCGAUGAGUUUGGUGCCGAUCUCGCUGGGACCCUUAUUGGGGUUAUUCUUGAUGGGGAUGCUCUUACCGUGGGUUGAUGCCAGUAGUGCCUUCGGCGGAGCCAUCAGUGGACUGAUGACAAUGUCGUACAUCGUGAUCCGGGCUCAAAUUGCGGUGGCUGCGAAGGAAAUGCCCAUCCUUGGAAAACCUGUCUCGGUUGAGGGCUGUGAUUAUACAUUUGAUCUUCCGGUAGGGUUUAACACAACGUCAAUACCACCACUAGGUUCCUCAGAGAAAUCGUUGCAUCAUGUGUCCUAUCUGUACUACACGUUCAUCGGUGCCGUUACCACCGUUGUCGUCGGUUCACUAACUGCUGCCAUAUUUCGACGCCAGCAGCCAGACAAAUUGGAUCCCUUGCUUCUGGCUCCUUUUGUUAGAAAGUUGUAUCAUUCGGAAAGAAUUCCGUCAUCCGGUGGUAUGGUACACAAUUUUAAUAAAGAAGAUACACAAUUGUAA